Molecule: messenger RNA, 831 nt
Organism: Harmonia axyridis
Lineage: Eukaryota; Metazoa; Arthropoda; Insecta; Coleoptera; Coccinellidae
Exons: 3
Coding region: 67-771 (234 amino acids)
Molecular function (GO): odorant binding
Source: RefSeq, a predicted model, not a curated record
UUUUGUGGAAAUAAUCUGCUUUAUAUAAGAUAUCCAGGAGUUCAGUGUCACAUAUGUUGCCACAAAAUGUUAUAUUUCCACAUUUCAACCUUAUUCGCAGUACUGGUUACCAUUAGCAACUGCUAUGGGGAUGAAAGAAAAGGACGAGAAAAGGCUAAAAUAAUUUUCAAGGAAUGUCUUGAUGCAAAUGGAUUCACCGAAGAGAAGUUUUUGGCAUCGAAAAAGGAAUAUAUGAACCCUCAAAAACUUGGUGAUGCCCCGAAAGAGUUCCUCUGUGUAAAAAAAUGUAUUCAUGAGAAAAAAGGAUAUCUGAAAGAUGGUAAAAUUGAUAUGAGCGAAUAUAAAAAGCAUAUAACCUUCUUCAACUUUCUGAAAACUCCUGAAGAAUACCAGAAGUGCUUGGAACAGAUCGAUGUCAAAGAAUGCGAGGACUACAAAAAAAUUUGGAAAUGUGAAUUUGAUGUCGGAUCUAGCUACCUAAAGGAAUGUUCAUCAAAACUGAAACUCAACAACGACAACACAACACAAGCAUCAGAGGGUCGAACUCCUCGCAAUAAGAAGAAGUUUCAUUGUGUGCUAAAAUGCGCUCUGGAAAACAAAGGGGUUAUAAAUAAUGAUGGGAAAAUAUCAAUGAGUGAAGCAGCAAAGGAUAUGUUUAUCAUUUCCAAAGUGAAGGACAAGGACUCCUACUUUAAUUGUUUGAAAGGUUUAGAAAUCAAAGAAUGCGAUGAUAUUGCAAAAAUAUGGAAUUGCAAGAAAAAGCAAUCGUGAUUAGGUACUAAUGUUCUUUAUGGUAUAUCUUCUUCUACUUGAAUAUAUAAAUAUAUUGUA